CCUUUUAGUAGUUAGGAGGUGGCACAUUAGUGAGCAAUUGUUCUUCCCUAUAUAUAUGAUUUGUUAGAUAAGAAUAUCAUCAUCUUGUUAAUAAUGGCGUUCUGUUCUCACAAGACUCUGUUUGGGAUCAUGCUUUAUUCCAUUGUGAUCCAUUUUCUUGCCUUGCAACAUUGCUGUGCUGAUGCAAACUCAACACUGGUUGUAAAUGCUUCCAAUAAUGCAAGGAAAAUUCCUAACACUUUUCAUGGAGUAUUCGUUGAGGAGAUUAAUCAUGCUGGUGCUGGGGGACUGUGGGCAGAACUUGUUAGCAAUAGAGGCUUUGAAGCUGGAGCCGAAAACAAUAUAUUUUAUCCUUGGACAAUUAUUGGUAAUGAAGCAUCAAUUUCUGUAUCAAUUAGCCGUUCCUCUUGCUUUGACCGUAAUAAAGCUGCAUUAAUUAUGGAGGUUUAUUGUGGUGGUCACAAACCUUGCCCAUUUGGUGGCGUUGGUAUCUCUAACCCUGGUUAUUGGGGCAUGAAUAUUGAGCAAGGGAAGUGGUAUAAGGUGGUGUACCACGUUAAAUCAGAAGGAAAGUUUGAUUUUCAACUUUCAUUCACGGGUGUUGAUGUUAAAAAAGUGGCAUCACAUAUUACGCAUGUUCAUGGACAUGGAAAAUGGAAGAGGGUGGAGACUAUAGUGGAAGCAAAAGCUACUAAUCACAUUUCAAGCCUUCAAAUAACCACAACAAGGAAAGGGAGUUACUUGUUAGACCAGGUGUCAGUUAUGCCAUUGGACACUUACAAGGGCCAUGGCUUCCGAAAGGACCUUUUCCAAAUGGUGGCAGAUUUGAAACCAAAAUUUCUCAGAUUUCCAGGUGGUUGUUAUGUUGAAGGAGCUUAUCUCAAAGACCAAUUUCAAUGGAAAGAUACUAUUGGACCAUGGGAAGAGAGACCUGGACACCAUGAUAUGUGGGGCUAUUGGAGUGACGAUGGAUUUGGUUUUUUAGAGUAUCUUCAACUAGCAGAAGACCUUGGAGCAAUGCCUAUAUGGGUGUUUAAUGCUGGAAUCAGCCUUAAUGAUGGAGUCAAUAAAUCAGCCAUAGCACCUUAUGUGCAAGAUGCCCUCGAUGGCAUACAAUUUGCAAGAGGCUCUCCUACAUCGCCAUGGGGUUCUGCUAGAGCUGCAUUGGGACAUCCUAAACCAUUUGACUUGAGAUAUGUUGCCGUUGGAAAUGAAAAUUGUGGUCAACCUGAUUAUGAAGGAAAUUACCUUUAUUUCUAUGAAGCUAUAAGAUCUGCCUACCCAGAUAUUCAAAUUAUUUCAAACUGUGAUGCUUCUACCUCACCAUUAAAUCAUCCAUCUGAUUUGUUCGAUUUUCAUAUUUACACAGACUCCAAUGACAUAUUUUCUAAGUCUUCUCAUUUCGACCACACACCACGAACUGGUCCAAAGGCUUUUGUUAGUGAAUAUGCUGUGACGAAAAGAGAUGCUGGAAAUGGAAGUCUUUUGGCGGCAGUAGCUGAAGCUGCAUUUCUUAUUGGAUUAGAAAAGAACAGUGAUAUUGUUGAGAUGGUUUCUUAUGCACCACUUUUCUUAAAUAUAAAUGACAGGAGAUGGAUUCCCGAUGCAAUUGUGUUCAACUCAUAUCAGGUUUAUGGAACUCCUAGCUAUUGGGUGCAGAAACUUUUUAGUGAGUCCAGUGGAGCAACAUUUCUUGACUCAACACUCAAUACAAAAUCUAAUAAACUUAUUGCAUCUGCAAUUAUUUGGCAAAAUUCCAUGGAUAAGAAAAACUACCUAAGAAUAAAGGUAGUAAACUUUGAAACAACAUCUGAAAGCCUUACCAUUUUUAUAAACGGGUUGAACUUAAAUGUGCAACAAUAUGGUUCUACAAAGACAGUGUUUGCAUCAAACAAUGUAAUGGAUGAGAAUUCCUUCUUAGAGCCAAAGAAGGUGGUGCCACAAACAAGUUCACUAGUCAAUGCAGAUAAGGACUUGAAUGUGAUUCUCUCUCCCUAUUCAGUGACAUCAUUGGAUUUGUUAAUUUGAUUAGAAUCUAGUUACAGCAUAGGAAUGAUGUCACUAAAAUAAAAAUGAGGACAAAUAUAAAGGACAUUGUUCCUUUUUUUAACAUGAUCAAGAAAUGUAAUACAUCAUGGAUGGAUAGCAAAUGUAGCCUUUCUCUUCUCUCCCAAAUUGUGCUGCCUACAAUGAUCAAACCAAGUAACCAACCCCCCUGCAUGGAAGAGCUGAACUUGUGAAUGUUAUGAGGAAUAUUAGACUUAUAUUAUUGUUAUUUUUCCUCGUACUGUUGUUCAAAUUUGGAAGCCCAAACUUGUGGGUGUGUGAAAAUAGAUUCAGAUAGCGAGUGAGAGUAGAA
Cajanus cajan (pigeon pea) is the source of this 2359-nucleotide messenger RNA. RefSeq names its product alpha-L-arabinofuranosidase 1. The record is from RefSeq and is a predicted model, not a curated record. Gene Ontology annotation, biological process: L-arabinose metabolic process. Gene Ontology annotation, molecular function: alpha-L-arabinofuranosidase activity. Lineage: Eukaryota; Viridiplantae; Streptophyta; Magnoliopsida; Fabales; Fabaceae.